Molecule: messenger RNA, 484 nt
Organism: Catharus ustulatus (Swainson's thrush)
Lineage: Eukaryota; Metazoa; Chordata; Aves; Passeriformes; Turdidae
Gene: GIP
Product: gastric inhibitory polypeptide
Exons: 4
Coding region: 1-357 (118 amino acids)
Biological process (GO): regulation of insulin secretion; regulation of fatty acid biosynthetic process; response to glucose
Cellular component (GO): extracellular region
Molecular function (GO): hormone activity; glucagon receptor binding
Source: RefSeq, a predicted model, not a curated record
AUGUCCCUGAGGUCCCUGCGGGCGCUGCCGCUGCUGCUGGCCUGGCUGGGGGUGGUGAGCAUGGAGGAGAGCGGCCCCGGGGUCCCGGUGGCCGUCCCCCGGCCGCUCCAUCGCCGUUACUCCGAGGCCACCCUGGCCAGCGAUUACAGCCGGACCAUGGACCACGUGCUCAGGAAGAAUUUCGUGGAGUGGCUGCUGGCCAGGAGGGAGAAGAAAAGCCAGGACAUCUCGGAGCCCUUCAAGAGGGAGGCUCAGCCCCAGAACUCGGCCCUGGAAGGCUCCGAGGGCCUGAGGGAAUUUUUGGAGCAGGAAUUCCUGACCUGGCUGAUCUCGGGCGAGCUCUGCAGGGCCACGUGAGAUCCCGAAAUUCCCUUUUUUCCCCAAAAAUUUUGUUUUUUUUUUAUUGGGAUCACAUUCCCAGAAAAUCCCUGGGAUGCUCAAAGGCAGGGAUGAAGAUCUGGGUGGGAUUUGGGAUUUUUUUCGA